AUGAAUGCUGCUAUUAGGUCGAGAGAGAGGAAGAAAGCGUAUGUCAGAGAUCUGGAGGUGAAGGGCAAAUACCUUGAGGGGAAAUGUAGGAGACUUGGGAGGUUACUUCAGUGUGUUAUGGCUGAAAACCAAGCUCUGCGUUUUAGUUUGGAGAACAAUGCGUGUGGUGCUAGUGUGGCCAAGCAGGAGUCUGCCGUGCUCUCGGCAAGAUUUUGUGCUGAAGGUCAUCAAAUCUUUGAAGUCAUCGUGAGCCGUUUCAAGCUUUUGGUUCUUUCGUUUGUCAAAUUCCCUGCCGUUGGGUUCCCUAUUUUGGUUCCUAUGCAUCACUUGCCUAUUUACCCUGCCCCUGUCGCUCCUGUUGGCACCGGAAGCAGUGUUGCAGAAAAUGUAGGAAAGGGAAAUCCGAAACCUCUAGUAGCUCUAGAUCCUGUGGGGGUACAAACCCUCGACAAGAGCAGGAGAUACAAAGCAUCAAGGACGAAGAUGAAGGCGGGAUUUUUGCUGCCCCGAGUUUGGGCAUAG
Molecule: messenger RNA, 522 nt
Organism: Eucalyptus grandis
Lineage: Eukaryota; Viridiplantae; Streptophyta; Magnoliopsida; Myrtales; Myrtaceae
Exons: 3
Coding region: 1-522 (173 amino acids)
Biological process (GO): regulation of DNA-templated transcription
Molecular function (GO): DNA-binding transcription factor activity
Source: RefSeq, a predicted model, not a curated record